AUGGCGCCAGCAGCUGUUAGCGUUAACUUCCCCCCUACAACUGAGUUCAGUGUAGCCCCCGAAGCCUACUAUUCGUCUGGCUUGCGUGCGCGCUUCCUCGUUGAUGCGGACCGGACCGCGGUGGCUAAUAGUCCAGCAACCUUUGCCAAAAUUGGGUACGAAGUGGACGAAAUAGCCUAUAGGAAGCGUGUCCAGGCUAGCCUCGCCGCGGGAAACUUACCUACCAAAGUCCCUGCGCGUUGGCCCACUCAAUUGUCUGGGCCUCUCGUCUGGAAAACAGGCGAUUUUCCAGACGAAAAUGAGUAUGUAUAUCACUUGACAGACGAGGACAAGCUUGAGAUCUCCAGAGCUUUGGAAAUAUUCAAAGGCCAUGGUCUCGGUGGCCAUGAAGUCUCACAGGCGACGUUUCCUCUCCCCUCACUCGGAAAAGAACUCGUGAAGGUCCGCAACGAUGUGUACGAAGGCCGUGGGUUUGGUAUUGUGCGCGGUUUGGAUCCAGACGCGUACCCGCUGGAAGACCUCACAGUGGUGUACUUGGGCAUUUCCAGUUACAUCGGCGAGCGGCGAGGAAAGCAGGAUCAGCGUGGUUCAAUGUUGAUGCAUGUCAUCAAACGCGGCGAUCAAGAACGAGACAUCCAAUACAGCGAAGACAAGCCAUUCCACACCGACACCGUCACCGACUGUUUGUGCUUGUUCACCCGAAGCCUGUCCGAAAAGGGUGGGCGCAGUAUUCUUGCGUCGGCAUGGACCGUGUACAAUGAGAUUGCAACAACUCGACCGGAUGUUAUCCAUGUUUUGGCCCAGCCUAACUGGCCGUUUGACACGUUCGGUCGUACGCCGCCAUAUUAUACCCGUCCAGUGCUAUUUUAUCACCACAGUAAGCUCAUCACGUCCUUCUCGCGCCGGUUGCUGGUGGGACAUGUGCCAUUCGACAAGCGGACUCCGGGAAUCCCUGGACUCACAGAAGCCCAGGCCGAGGCGCUGGAUAUGGUUCAUUUUGUGGCACGGAAGCAUGAAAUUAACCCUCGGAUUGAGCGUGGGGAUCUGCGUUUCAUCAACAACAUGGCCGUGUUGCACCGACGCGAGGCCUUCGAGAACAGCGCAGGAAACGCCCGGCAUCUCAUCCGGAUCUGGCUGAAUAACGAAGAAAUGUGCUGGAAGCUACCGCGAGCUUUGCAGCUUUCUUGGGCUCGGAUCUUUGACGACAACGAGCGCAGGGAGCACUGGGACAUCGAGCCUCCACGGAAAGAUGGCAAAAUCCUGAGAGUUGCCGGGUCAUGUGAUUGA
Messenger RNA from Aspergillus calidoustus, 1287 nucleotides. Lineage: Eukaryota; Fungi; Ascomycota; Eurotiomycetes; Eurotiales; Aspergillaceae. The record is from the annotation of a GenBank genome assembly.